AUAGGUAAGCACUAAGCCCCAAUUCAAUUCAAUUUGUACCGAAAUGCUGCAUUCAGGUUUUAGGGCAUUAGGCAGUUAAUCAUCCAAAUCAUCUUAGGUGAUCGCCGCCAUUUGAACCACCGUAAUGGCCACUCUCACCGCCGACCAGCCUCUAACCCUGGAUUCUCUCCCUUCCGUAGACUUAACUACCCUAACCCAAUCCGAGCUCCUCUCCCUCUCCCUUUGUUCCCCAACCGCCUUCGACCUUCACUGCUCCGACAACCUCGUAAUCCCUUCCAUCGACCGUUCCAGCUUCAAUGAAUCCGCCGGCUCCCGUCGCCAGACAUUCGCCCGUCUUUCCCCUAACAACCAUCAUUCCUCCCAUCACCACCCUCUCCGCCACCGCAUCCCCGGCCUUCUCCCUGCCCCCAAACCAGCCCCUCCUUUCCCUCCUCUACAUGACCCCGAAGCCCUAGAGAACCGAUCCAUAAUAUCUUCCCUCAAGGUCUCCCUCAAAUCCCACCCCGAAUUCCAGCAUCUCGAUUUCACUACCCCUCCUUCCUCCCCUAGGGACGCCAUUGUAAGUUACGGGAUGAGGGAUACCAUGGUGGAUUUUGAGAUUAAAGAUGCAAUGAUCAGCCUUGGGAAGAGGAAGAGAGGGACGAAGCCCAAUGUGCAGGCUGUUAAUUCCGAGGAAGAGCGAGAGCGGGGUUUAGAGAUUGUGAACAAUAAUGGAGUUGCCGUCGAUUUGGUCGCAUUGGGCGGUUUGGAGGAUCCUUAUGCGGAGGAAUUGAAAAGGAGGACCGAUGGAAUGGCGGGAAGUGAGGAGGCUUUGCUAGGGUUUAUGAGGGAUUUGGGUGGGCAGUGGUGUAGCAGGAGAAGGAAGAGGAAGAUUGUUGAUGCUAGCAUCUUCGGAGAUGUCUUGCCGAUAGGGUGGAAGCUUUUGUUAGGGUUAAAGAGGAAGGAAGGUCGUGCUUCUGUAUAUUGCCGGAGAUAUAUUAGUCCCGGUGGGCGGCAUUUUAUAUCAUGUAAAGAAGUCGCUGCAUACUUGCAAUCCUGCUUCGGUCUCCAUGAUGCACCCUUGACAAUGGAUAAUGAUGGCGACAUUGCUCAGCAUAUUUAUCAAAUGGCUUCUGAAAAUGAAGGUGCAAUCCAGAAAGGGGAUGAUCAAAGGCGGACUGAACGUGGGAAGGAAGUCAACUUACUGGGAAUGGAUAACCUGGCAGAAGUUCAAAUACAUGAUCUUUUCGAAUGUCAUAAAUGCAAUAUGACUUUUGAUGAGAAGGAUGCAUAUUUACAACAUCUUUUAUCAUUUCACCAAAGGACUACAAGGAGGUACAGGCUUGGUUCUUCUGUUGGAGAUGGUGUGAUACUUAGAGAUGGGAAAUUUGAAUGCCAAUUCUGCCAUAAGGUAUUUCAUGAACGACGUAGGUACAAUGGCCAUGUAGGGAUCCAUGUUAGGAACUUUGUGAGAGGAAUUGAAGAUUCACCUGGUUUACUGACGCUUCCCAGGAGAACUGAGAUUGCAACUAAGCAAGAGUUGCCCGCGAGGAUUUCCAAAAUGGAUGCUUUAAUUGAAAUUGCGCAGAAUUCUAUUCUUGAAACUAGUACUGCUGUGCCUAGAUAUGAACUCAAUGAUGGAUCGAGUCCUGAUAAAUUGAAUGCAGUUCCAAUUCCAGAUAUUCCUGCUUCUACUUCUGAUCAUGAAAUGAAUUCUGAUUCGCCUUCAAGUGAUUCUGGAACAGAGGAUGAAGUGACUGAUAGAACGCUAGAUCAAGAUUUAUGUCAAAAAACCAGUGAGCCUAUGGUCAUUGAUGAGAAGAUGAAGAAGAUUGAUGAAGCUAUCAGUGUUGCAAAUAUGGAUUCUCUUUUUGAUGCUACAAUUUCUGAUUGUAUGGACGAGCAAAAUGGUAGUACAUCUGAAACUGUAGUCAGAAAAGAUGGCUUAACAAUUCAUGCUGAAGAAGCUGACAAGUCUGGCAUUGAGCAACAUAGAGGUCCUGAAAGAAACUUACUUGUUCCCUCCACCGAUCAGGGUGUCUGUGAUGUUGAGAAUGAAGUCAAUUUAGUUGGUGCGGGCACAAAGGAGAAUCCUAAACCUGAAGAAGUGGAUAUCAGUACCAAUUCUGAGUUAGUUGUUGGUUUAGGGAAUAGUUGUGAGCCAGCUAAAGAUGUUUCACCAGAGACUAUACGUCAACCAUCUGGAGAAAAUGUACUUCAGGCUGAAGUCCCUGAAUCAUCAAUGCCCCUAUUGUUACCAGUCGAUGGUCCAUUGGUUGCAAAUUCUAUCUCGGACAAGCAGGGAGAAGAUGGUUUAUGCAGCAUCAACGAGAGGCUUGACAACAUUACAGGAUUUGACGAGCCGAAGUUGGUUGAAACAGAGGCGAUCAAUUUGAGCAUCGGCGGUGUGCAAGUAUCUUCCUCGUUGCCAGAGGUUCCAGUAGAGUUGGCUAAUAUAGAAGGUGAUUACACUUCGUCGGUUCAGUUUGGAUCAGAAGUCUUGUUAAAUAUGGCUGGCAAGCCUCAGCUUACAACUCUGUGUGUAUGGUGUGGGACGGAGUUCAACCAGGAGGCCGUCGAUUCUGAAAUACAAUCAGAUUCAGUUGGUUAUAUGUGUCCAACCUGCAAGGCCAAAUUUCUAGGCAACUCACUACAAUAAUCAUGCAGUUCAUUUGCCAUGUAUAAAAGGAUAAAAACAACAGUGAUUCAGCUAUGAAUGAUCUCCAGCUUUGGUAAGCCUUUCAUGUACAAAGUUACAGAGCUAGAACCCCCUAAUGUUGGUAACUUAAAUUAAAUUUAUAUUAGUCUAUUGCAGAGCCUACCUCUGUUAUUAUUUUUUAAUCCUAGUAAUUUUUUUUUCCUAUGGCUUAUGUGGUGCUUGAUGUAUCUUUUCCUCUAUGGUAGCAUAUUUUGGAAUAUUAUCUUAUGCUAGAUUAGUUCUUUAUGCCAUCCAGACUACGUAGGACUGACACUUUGAUCUUUCAAAAUUGAUGUAAAAGAUUGUGUUAUAUAUAAUGUGGUCAUAGUAUAUUCCUACCGAGUUCACGUAA
Molecule: messenger RNA, 3029 nt
Organism: Gossypium raimondii (Peruvian cotton)
Lineage: Eukaryota; Viridiplantae; Streptophyta; Magnoliopsida; Malvales; Malvaceae
Exons: 4
Coding region: 125-2638 (837 amino acids)
Molecular function (GO): DNA binding
Source: RefSeq, a predicted model, not a curated record